Molecule: messenger RNA, 1011 nt
Organism: Lodderomyces orthopsilosis Co 90-125
Lineage: Eukaryota; Fungi; Ascomycota; Pichiomycetes; Serinales; Debaryomycetaceae
Gene: DFG10
Product: putative polyprenol reductase
Exons: 1
Coding region: 1-1011 (336 amino acids)
Biological process (GO): polyprenol catabolic process; dolichol-linked oligosaccharide biosynthetic process
Cellular component (GO): endoplasmic reticulum
Molecular function (GO): 3-oxo-5-alpha-steroid 4-dehydrogenase activity
Source: RefSeq, a predicted model, not a curated record
AUGUUGAUGCCGUGGGGGCAUAUUCUGGUGGAUGUGACAUCUUGCUAUACUGUACUUGGUAUAUUCUAUCAACGGGUAAAUAUUUACAGAGACUUAUUUAUAUUUUCUGUUCCACUCUUCUCUCAAUCCAUAACAUUUUAUAUGAAUAUUACUACAACUUAUAACUUACAAUUACUUGUUUCGCUAGCAUACUUUGUUUUAACGUCAGGUAUAUUACUUGUCAAAUACGUUCCACCUUUGAAGAGAUUAUUGAACUAUGGUAAAACUGUUCCGGAUUUUGAUUCUAGAGGUAACAACAGUCCAAGCAGUCCCAGUACACCUUCAGAGGUAAUUGACAUCAUUGCCAAAUACGCAGUGGUGCGUAAGCUGUGGUUUACUCAUUUCUACAUUUGCUUGUUCACCUUAUCAACCGCUACAUAUUUCAAAGCAUGUCAUGAAGCCAUCAUUGGACAAUCUGAUAAUGAAGCUGCUACAUUUAAGAAUUUGGAAACCAUCAACAAACUACUCCUUUUGCAAGGUGCCAGAAGAAUGAUUGAGAGUUUCGUUGUAACAAAGUUUUCAACAACUUCGUAUAUGAACAUUACGCAUUACGUGGUUGGUAUUUCUCAUUAUGUUUUGAUUGCGUUGGCUACAUAUUUGGGCUUAUCAGGAAGCUGUGCGGGAAGCGCCGUUUUAACUAUAGCAGACUACAUGCUUAUUGCUAUUUUCGGAGUUGCGUCACUACAACAAUUCAGAGCGCAUUACCAUCUUGCCCACUUGGUAAAGUACUCGCUACCAAAAUUCAAGCUAGUAGCAUCUCCGCACUACCUAUAUGAAGUCAUUAUCUACACAGUGAUUAUGGCAUUCAGUACCAAGAACGGAAUUAAUUCAACUUCGUUUAUGUUCAUAUCAGGAUGGGUAUUUGUUGUUACUAAUUUAUCAGUUUCGGCAGUUGAAACGUAUCAUUAUUAUCAAUUGAAGUAUAAAGAAGAGUUUGAUUUGAAGUGGGCUAUAUUUCCAGGUAUUUUGUAG